This is a messenger RNA of Meleagris gallopavo (turkey), 1856 nucleotides long. It is a transcript of the gene GSDMA, whose product is annotated as gasdermin A. Lineage: Eukaryota; Metazoa; Chordata; Aves; Galliformes; Phasianidae. Gene Ontology annotation, molecular function: phosphatidylinositol-4,5-bisphosphate binding; phosphatidylserine binding; phosphatidylinositol-4-phosphate binding. The record is from RefSeq and is a predicted model, not a curated record. Gene Ontology annotation, biological process: pyroptotic inflammatory response; defense response to bacterium.
UUUCGAAACAACAGAGCUCUGCCGGGCACCAAGACGGGGGGAAACGCAGAGCACACAAAGCAACAACUACAGAACAGCAAGGAAUUGCUCAAGAUUUGCUUUCUUUAAGCCUCUAUAAGAGCAGUGCAUUAAUUAAAGCACUGGGGACCCCAGCAGGUGGUACAGAGGUUAAACAAUCAUGCCCAGCUCAGGUUGCUGUGCUAUGUGAUGGUGCAUGGAACAAACAAAACUGCUGGAGGAGCAGCCAUGGGCUCCAGCAGCAAAGCUCCAUCCCCAAACAGCCAGCUGUGCUCUCAGCCCAACCCAGGCCUGCAAGCUGCACAGCAAAUGGGGAUGAGCCUGAAUGAGGUUAAUUAGCAGGGCACAGCCGCUAUCAGGACCUCUCCAGGUGCCUUUUGAAGGCACGACUGCGCUUCUCUCCUUGGGUUGAGAAUUCAUAAAGCUGCUGCAGAAUGUUUAAAAAAAUCACCCAAAAAGUAGCAAAGCAAAUGGAUCCCAAAGGAGACCUGGUUCCUGUCCACAGCAUCUCAGACCAAGACCACUUCAGGCUGCUUUGCCUGGUUCGAAGGAAAAGGAAAGCCAGAUUCCGCCCAUUUCCCUCCUACAGACGGACAGAAUACAGGCUCCACGACGUGCUGCUGCCUGGAGAGGAGAAGGACAGCGUCGAGUCCCUCCUUCCCAGCACUGACGGCCACAGCCCACGGCAGUUCACAACCACGGGAAGCGUCAGGGACAGCGUGGACGGGACCCUCAGCAUUCCCACGGAGCCUGCAGAAGUAGAACUGGGAGGAGCUGCCUCAGUGUCCAAGCAGUGGCACAUCAAGCUGGAAAAGAAGCACAUCCUGGUACCCAAACUUGAGGCACUGAGAGAGGAAAGGAAAAUCAACAUGAAGCACACCUUCAUCGAGCAGCUGAGGAAGGCAAGGCAGAACUUAUACGUGAUUCACGAAACGAUAGAGACCUCAGAGGAGGCCAGAUAUGAGGAGUCCACGGAGGCGGAGGCGAAGUUCAUGGCUCAGCUUUACGCCAAGUUCUCUGCUAAGGGCACCACUGGGAGCAAACAGAGCAUAACCAUACCCAGGGGCUGCACGCUGGCCUUCAGGGCGAUGCAGCUGACCAUCGGGGACGCAAUGUGGGGUAUCAACCAUUUUCCAGAGAGUAAUCAACCAACGUUUGUAUCUGAUGGUUUUGCACCCAGAGAAGUAGAUGCAGUGGAGAAAGAAGCCAAGGAGAAGUGUCACAUUCUGUCCCAGCUGGCUGAUGAGCUGAAUGCCAUCAUUGUAAAGUCCAUCAAAGCUGUGAUGAGAGACAGGAACCUCCUUGAGGAGCUGACCGAGAAGAUGGAAGCACUCCUCGAUGACCCUGAUAACUGUGAGCUGACAACACAGAGCCCAGACUUGGAAGUUCUGCUCAGCACACUUAAGAUUUCUGCCCGUUGUGAUCUCCUCAGCCUGACAGAAGCCAUCUCCUACACUCUGGAUGCCUUCAGUGAGCUAACGGAGGAUCAGCUGCUGCUACUGCUGGAGUCUUGGGAAGUGAAGAUUGUGCCCCAACAGCUUAAACUGGUGAGGAGCAUCCUGGAGCAAAACGCAGAGCACAGCACUGCUGCUGGUUUGCUCCCCUCCUUCAGCCAGCAGCAGCAGCAGCAGCAGCUGACCACGGCGGUGCUGGAGAUGAGUGGGGUGGAGCUGCAGGGGAGCAGCGCUGCCGUCUGCAAGGAGGAAAACUUCCCAUCCCUGGCAGCUCUGUAUGCAGCCCUGCAUGCACUGCACUGCCUGGGUGCGUCCUGAUGGGUCCUCCUGGUAGGGCUGACUGAAGGGGAAUUACCUGAUUGAUUAAAAAGCAAUUACACCAAG